AUGGCGGCCGAAUUUGCUUGCCGGAGGUGCGUGCAAGCACUCGGGCUAGGAAUAUGCCGUAAUGCGGUGAGAACGCCUCCCAAGCUGAGGCAGUUCACGCGUCUCAGCCACAGAUACCGAACCUAUUCCACGCCAUCUCGACAGAGCAUCCUGCCACAGCAGGCGAAUUCAAAGCUGAAAGUUUGUACGAGCCAUAAAAGAGGGACUGCCUCUUUAGCUACCCCUCAAGAAGCGUCCACCAGUGAAGGAUCGGAGCCGAAACGGCCACUUCUACGUCGAGAUAAUCUUUUCCAUUCGUACAGCAAUUCCCCUUCGCCGCAGAUCAGGAAGCGAGCAGAAUUUAUCAAACAACAUGCAUUCUGCCCACACCCAGACCAUCAACAAACCCGCGCUUCGGUGUCUCCUAUUGCUACUGAAGUUAGAAUGUCAGCAAUCCCCAAUGAGCAGAAACAGCCGCCUGCCCAUGCCCAGCAUGAAUGUCCAGACUGUGGAGUUCCGAUAUAUUGCUCGGAAGAGCAUUGGAUGGAUGACUUUGAGGCACAUCUCCAAGUUUGCGAAACAAUUAGGCAGAUCAACGAGGAUGACCAUGAUUUGCUAUCUGGACGGUUCUUCACGGAAUUCGAUUAUCCCGGCUAUCAGGCGGAUGAGAUUGUUGUUAAUAUGACAAACUGGGAUACCUUCUUGUACACCAGAGAAUUCGAGGCUGUCAAUGAUGAUAGGAGCAUGCGGCAGGUUACUAGAUUGCUCACUUACCCAAUCACAAUUGCAAGCGUGUUACAUGAACUCAGCCCAUAUAACAUCUCAAAGGGAGGGAGAUUAACGCCUGAGGGGUUGAAGAGCUUUAGUGCCUUACGUUACACGCUGCAUCCCCCCAGGUCAGGCGAGGGAAGCACUAUGAAGGGAUUGCGUUUGAAAGCUCCUCCAGUCCGUAUCUUUAUACUCGGCGCGCGUGCAGAGUCAUCCUUGCCGCGAGAAGUCUGGAUGCAGAUUUCACAUCUAUUUCCCCGUGCGACAAUAAAUUUGAUCUUCAUCGGACCUGAGAGCAUGGCAAAUCGUGAUGACGAGUUCCCCCUCCCCGAACGUACAGCAAGCAAUCCGUUUGGUGGAAUUGUUGAAGACCGCCUUGGUGCUCAGAUGAAAAUAACUACUUACGUCGACUACUUCCAUACCAUGCACAAAGCUAAUAUGUUCGCGCCCUACGAUCCUUACUUUGACUGUUUUAUGCUUUUCCAUCCUGGCCUGGGGCAUCCGGCUAGUUCGCACGAGUGGGAGGAGACUCUUCCAUGCUUGCUAGAGACAAAGGUGCCAAUCAUAUGCACAGGCUACACGCAGAGUGAUAUGGAAAGAGAUAUGAACUGGGUAAAGAAGAAAUGCGGCGGUGAGGCAGACAUCCUUCUCGAACAAGGAGAGAAUCGAUUCCGGAGUUUGAGAUGGGAUUUGAACGACUUAGAUCCGCAUGAUGUGUCCUGCGUCAAUGAUGAAUUCAGUCGUCUAAUUCAGGAUAAUAUACAACGCGAGACUGUAAUAACCAUGAACAAUCUAAGAGAACAAAACAAACAGCCAACCCAGUAUAAAAGAAAGUAA
Messenger RNA from Microsporum canis CBS 113480, 1584 nucleotides. Its product is annotated as Mss51p. The record is from RefSeq and is a predicted model, not a curated record. Gene Ontology annotation, biological process: mitochondrial respiratory chain complex IV assembly. Lineage: Eukaryota; Fungi; Ascomycota; Eurotiomycetes; Onygenales; Arthrodermataceae. Bases 1 to 1584 code for a protein of 527 amino acids. The transcript is spliced from 3 exons. Gene Ontology annotation, cellular component: extrinsic component of mitochondrial inner membrane.